AUGAAUCGAGAAGACAGAAGGGUACGAAAUCGCCUGUCUCAAAAAGCGUUUCGCGCGCGACAGGCAUUGCGCAUCAAGGAACUAGAGCAAAGACUUGAGAAUCUCCCGGAAUCAGAGAGCGAGCGCGUCUCCCAACUGGAGGAGCACAACACUCUGCUUCGCCAGCGCCUGUUUGAUAAUCACAAGAAGAUGGAGAGCCUCCAGGUCUCUCUCAAGGCUCUUAUCGACUCCACAGCCAAAUACCUUGAUCUCAUGAUCAACGAGGAUACCACUUGCAGAGGGGAGGAAGUCUCAUCCGCGAAGAAUUCUUCUCCUCAAGCGCCAGAGGAGGCUAACUUCCCUCAAAAUGCGUCUUAUCCUCUGGUAGGAGUGCCAUGCCCCUCAGCUGCUGAUAACUCUAUUUGCGAGAAUUUGUUCGAUUUCGACACCAGUAUUCCUCAGGCCCAGGAGAUCGACACAGUCUGGAUUGACGAUUCUCUGUACUCAUACGAAAUUUCACACGAGUCGCAGAAGGAUCCGCAUGUUUCCGCCGAUAGACAACUAGAUGGGCCGUCAAACAUGAGAGAUCAAAUUCAAUCGUCAGUCUUGCUUGCAAAUGGAAAAGCUGCGUCAUCCAGAGACAAUUGCCUGAACGAUCCGGUCUCUCAACUUCCCUUAUCCUUCACCUUGGCCCAGUUUGGCCCAGCCUCGUAUGCUGCAGCGUCUCAAGCUGGCCCUCUUCUGUUCACUGGAGCCCAGGGUCAGUUGCAUGCCACUCAUUCGAUGCUGUCAAAUCACAUUGGCUCCAUGGAGUAUUUCCUCAAAUUGAACCUGUCGACAUCUCGUAGAUCACAAAACCGGAACAUUUCGUCGCAUCUUGAUGAUCACAUUACCGCCGCAGUAUCGCUGAUCUUCUCGACUUUUGUCGCAAUGUCGUGGCAUACUAUGACAGCAUGGCAUGCUUACUUGAAAGUACAGCCUGAUCUGACUAGUCUCAUGGAAUGGCGGGUGAAUCCUAGUCCAAAAAAUCUGUCCAAGGUGCCACCGUACUACCGACCAACACAGUUGCAGCUUUCUGUUUCAUACCCGGCAGUCAUUGACUGGAUGCCGUGGCCAUCGAUUCGUGACGCACUUAUAACGUACCACUCCGCGAACCCGAGGUUGGACGAUCUCAUUUUCGAGAUCGCGUCAAGCUAUGUUAUGGAAAUCGAUUUGUCGAAAUUGGUGUCAGGCUUCUCGUCGACCCCAGGCUACGUGUCAGUUUGGGACCUAGUGCAGGCAAUAUCCCCAGAAACGACAUGCACCAAUUUGCCUUCUUCCACGGGCUUUUCGGUAUGGAACUGCUCAGCUCGGGACAACGCAUCGAUUGACAAGACUUUCGAUGGCCCCAGCAACGACAUGAAUGAAGGGACCCAAUCCGAGGGCUCCCUUCCAGCUUCGAGCACGAGAGCUCUUUUCCAGUCAAAGAGGCUCGCAUUACAGGCCUUCAAGCUGUUGGGAAUGGAUCACGGACCCCACCAAUUCCGACUGGGACCUGACUUUUUUGAGAAACACCCCGAACUCUACGAUCCAAAUGCGAACAUCAUGGCAUCCGGUGUAUUUCUUCACCCCGACCGUCGUUGGUCUCUGUCCCAUCCCCAGCCGCUAGAUACUAGCAUGCUGGCUCGAUAUCGGGAAGUCACGUCGUGGACUUUGGAUGGUUAUCCCAAGACCUGUCCGAUGCCGGAUGUCAACUGCCUGGGGUAAUCCGUGGCCGCAUUCUAGGAUCAAUCGUGAGACUUCGGGAGGAUCGGUUCAUGCAAUCAUCGGAAGGAUGUGUUUAUGAUCGUCCCAAGUCACUUGGGGAAGGGUGGACUCCAGACCUGAGUUCCACCUUUUCAACCAACAACUCGGAUCGGAGACCUUUUGCAGCUAGCUUCAUCAGAAUGGAACGAGAGCCGUCGUUGCUCCGUUGUUCAACAUCCUCAGCCUGACUUGUUACUCUUCGUCCCAUAAAGUUGUUCCUGUAACAUGUUGAAGAU
Molecule: messenger RNA, 2000 nt
Organism: Exophiala oligosperma
Lineage: Eukaryota; Fungi; Ascomycota; Eurotiomycetes; Chaetothyriales; Herpotrichiellaceae
Exons: 3
Coding region: 1-1725 (574 amino acids)
Biological process (GO): regulation of DNA-templated transcription
Molecular function (GO): DNA-binding transcription factor activity
Source: RefSeq, a predicted model, not a curated record